AUGACUGAAUCAACCACGAACAAAACUAACGACUCGUUUCCAACGAAAAUGGUCGCUGCACAGCAGAAUGGCUAUGGUGAAGUACGUAAUGUAAUUACUCUUGGGAAUGAAGUAUCCGUUCCUCGACAAUUAUCGUCAAAUCAAAUUCUCGUUAAAGUUUACGCUGCAUCAAUCAAUCCAGUUGAUUGGAAACUACUCAAUGGCAAUAUGUCGUUGAUUAUUCGACCUUCAUUUCCACAUAUACCUGGAAAAGAUGUUGCGGGAGUUGUUGUGGAUAUUGGUGCAUCUGUGAAACGUUUUCAAAUCGGUGAUGAAGUUUACGGAAAUCUUCAUAUGGAUGACGGUAGCUAUGCAGAAUAUGUUCGAGGAAAUGAAGGAAAUUUUGCUUUGAAACCAAAGAAUUUAUCAAUGAUUGAGGCGGCUGCUGUGCCUCUAGCAUGCGAAACGAGCUAUCAAGCGUUGUUCGUUAAAACGUCACCACCUGUCGGAGCACAAACUAAAGUAUUUAUAUGUGGUGGCGCUACAGCUACAGGAUUAUACGCGAUACAGAUGGCGAAAGCAGUUGGAGCUCAUGUGGCUACAACAUGUUCACAACGGAAUUUUAAUGUGAUGGAAAAAGUCGGAUAUAAAAUUGUACAAGACGUUAAUGAAGUUAAUGGUGAUCCACAACAAUUGUUGGUUAUCGAUUACAACAGUAAAAAUUUUGGAGAUGUAUUAAAAGAUCAAAACUAUGACCUUGUCUACGAUUGUGUUGGUGGCGAACAACAAUGGAUAGCGGCAAAACAGAUCCUUAGACAAGGUGGUCAGUUUGUAACUAUAGCUGGUGACGAUCCAGAAGCUUCGGUGUCUGUGAAGUCUGCAGUAACGAUUGGACCUCGUCUUUUAUCGAGAAAAUUGGGUUCUAUUUUUGGAUCCUCGCAUCAUGGUUAUAUAUUUCAUUUGCUUAGCCCAGUUUCUUCUGAACUUGACCUUAUACGCAGUGAAUUUAUCGAAACGGGCAAAGUCAAAUCAUUGAUCGAUACAGUUUUCGAUUGGCGAACGGAGGGUGUUGAAGCUUUGUACAAAAUGUAUGAAAAAUCAAAAAGUGGCAAAGCUCAAGGAAAACUAAUUUUGAAAAUCGCUGACUUUCAAUGA
Adineta ricciae is the source of this 1134-nucleotide messenger RNA. NCBI's taxonomy places the organism in Eukaryota, Metazoa, Rotifera, Eurotatoria, Adinetida, Adinetidae. The record is from the annotation of a GenBank genome assembly.